Messenger RNA from Closterium sp. Naga37s-1, 5262 nucleotides. Lineage: Eukaryota; Viridiplantae; Streptophyta; Zygnematophyceae; Desmidiales; Closteriaceae. The record is from the annotation of a GenBank genome assembly.
AUGCUCCGGUCGCACUCUGACGCGCCAUGCCGCACUUCUGCUGCCGACCAAUCGCAGAGCUCGAGAGACGCCGUCAGCCAAUCGCAGGGGACGAGGGAGCCGGCGGUCCAAUCGCAAGGCUUGAGAGACGCAGAACGGGAUGCUGUUGUGACGGCGUGCGGCAAUGAGUCCUGUGGGGAUAGUGAUGGUGAUGAUGUGGCUGGUGGUGGUGGCGGUGCUGGUACUGAUGGUGAUUUAGGUGCUGUGGUGGGUGAUGGUGUCGCCGCUGCUGCUGUUGCCGAUGGCAAGGCUGAUGCGGGUGCUGGGGGCAGAAACGGCGGUGGUGGCGCCAUGGUUAAUAAGGGGGAUAGUGGCGAUGGGGGCGCCACCUUAGCGGAGCAGCUACUGGCGAGGAUGGAGGAGGUGGCGAGGCUGAGUGAGGAGAACGUGCGAUACCGAGCCGUCUUUGAGCUGUCCAUGGACCCCAUAUUCAUCUUCCGUCUGCAUGAGGAGUCGAUAACCCUGAUGCUGACCCCAUAUUCAUCUUCCGACCCCAUCUUCAUCUUCCGUCUGCACGAGGAGUCGAUAACGGACUGCAACGAGGCGGCUGUCACCAUCCUGCGCUGCGCCUCCAAGGCAGACGUCAUGUGCCGUCCAUUCCACGUCAGCUUCUCGCCGCCCGUGCAGCCGGACGGCCGCCCGACGGCCGAGGCGGCUGGAGAGGUGAUGGCACGGGUGCAGAGCGGAGAGGCAAUCAGCUUCGAGUGGAUGCACUGUGCUCUGGAUGGUUCACCCCUUCCUGUGCUGGUUAGAGUCAAGCACAUAGUGGCAGCGGGGAGGGACUGUGUGAUUGUGGUGUGGCACGAUAUGAGGGAGACAAAGAGGCGGGAGGAGGAGCUGAGGCAGGCUAAGGAAGCAGCAGAGGCGGCUAGUCGUGCCAAGACACAGUUUCUGGCGAACAUGAGUCACGAGCUGCGCACUCCCAUGAAUGGCGUGUUGGGGGUGGUGGAACUGCUACUAAGCUCGGGAGUGAGCAGCGAGCAGAGGGCGUUGCUGCAGGUCGUGCGGGCGUCAGGGGAGAGCCUCGUGCGGAUCCUCUCAGACCUCCUCGAUAUCACCCGCAUCGAGUCCCACUCGCUCGCCCUCUCCCCUGCGCCCUUCGGCCUCCACUCGGCCAUUGACAGCACUCUCGCGCUUAUGCGGGUUGUUGCCGUGAAGAAAGGGCUGCAGUCCCGCUCCCUCAGUCCCGCUCCCUCAGUUUCGCUCCCUCAGUUUCGCUCCCUCAGUUUCGCUCCCUCAGUUUCGCUCCCUCAGUUUCGCUCCCUCAGUCCCACUCCCACUCCCUCCACCCCUGCUGUCUCCACUCUGCCAUCAGCAGCACACUCCCUCUCACUCACGCUCCCAUCCCCCUUCCCCCCGCCUCAUCUCUCCCUCCUUUCCCAUUCCUCCCUUUCUCUCCUUGGGAUCAUACCAGCUGUCAGUGACCGUCCAUCCAUCCACACCACAGGUUUUGAGCCAUCCAUGAUCCGCUCCCUCAUCCUCAUCUCUCCCUCCUUCCCCGUCCAUCCCCAUUCUUCCCUUUUCUCUCCUCCUUGGGAUCAUACCAGCUCUGUCAGUGACCGUCCAUCCAUCCACCCCACAGGUUUUGAGCCAUCCAUGAUCCGCUCCCUCAUCCUCAUCUCUCCCUCCUUCCCCGUCCAUCCCCAUUCCUCCCUUUUCUCUCCUCCUUGGGAUCAUACCAGCUCUGUCAGUGACCGUCCAUCCAUCCACACCACAGGUUUUGAGCCAUCCAUGAUCCGCUCCCUCAUCCUCAUCUCUCCCUCCUUCCCCGUCCAUCCCCAUUCCUCCCUUUUCUCUCCUCCUUGGGAUCAUACCAGCUUGACCGUCCAUCCAUCCACGCCUCAGGAGGUGGUGGGCGAUGCAAUGCGGUUCCGCCAGGUGCUGCUCAACCUGCUUUCCAAUGCCAUCAAGUUCACUGAUAGAGGCUCCGUGGAAGUGCAUGUGACCAGGCUGCACGAACCACCCCCCUCACGUGUCAAUGGCAAGGCUGGUGGGGCGGGGGGUAGGCUCUGGGUGGAGGGGCAGCAGGAGGGGCAGCAGGAGGGGCAGCAGGAGGGGCAGCAGGAGCAGCAGGAGGGGCAGGAGGGGCAGCAGCAGAAGUCAGUGGUGUGGGUGCAGGUGAGGGUGCAGGACACGGGCAUAGGCAUGGCACCCCACGUCAUGCCCCACAUCUUCCACCCCUUCACUCAAGCUGACUCCUCCUCCUCGCGCCGCUUCGGAGGCACUGGGCUGGGCCUUGCCAUCUGUCACUCGCUCAUUGGCCUCAUGGGUGGGGAGAUCUCUGUGGAGAGUCGGCCUGGAGUUGGGUCGGCUUUCACUGUCUGUAUCCCGUUUGGAAAAGUUCAAAGGGAUGAGGUGGUGGUUGUGGGUGGGGUGGAUAAGCCUGCCCCAGAUGCACCUGCAGCUUCAAACCCACCUGAUCGAGAUCCAUCUGCUACAGGUCUACCUUCCCCAGCACUACCUGCCCCUGAACCACCCAUCUCAGGUCCAUCCGUCCCAGCACCACCCGCCUCAGAAGCACCUGCCUCAGAACCACCUACCCCAGGAUCAGAGACAAGCGCAUCACUCUCCAUGCUGGGUCUGUCAGUACGCCCUCCCCCAGUCCAACCUGCCGGCACCUCAGUUGAGCCUACACCCACUGCCCUGAACUCCCAUCAGGCUCAACACCCUUCGCCCUCCCUCCCUGCAACUCCCACUUUCCCUCGACCUCCUUUUCUCGCUGCUCCUGCCGCUGUAGCUGCACCUCCCAUUGUCCCCACACCUCCUCGUCUUCAUUCCCUGCAACCCACUCCAGCAGUCGCCUCCGUCCCUCCGUUUUUCCCACCCUCCCUUUCUCCUUCCCUCGCACCCUCCCUCGCACCCUCCCUCGCACCCUCCCUCGCACCCUCCCCCGCACCCUCCCUCGCACCCUCCCUCGCACCCUCCCUCACACCCUCCCUCACACCCUCCCUCGCACCAUCCCUCGCACCAUCCCUACCACCCUCACUGCCUACUUGUUCUGAACCCACUCACAGCACCACUCCCCCGCCUCCUCUUCCUCCAGAGGAGGGUGUGGGGGCGCAUGACAGACAACGACUUUUGGGGCGCCUCAAAUCCGCUGAAGCAGCAGAGGAGGAUGUGGAGGCGCAUGCUGGUGGGAACAGGAGAGGAGGAGAGGCAUAUGAGAUGGACCGGGAUGUCAAGAGAGCCUGUAUCAGGCAGCAGAGGGAUACUCAGGGGAAUGGACGAUGUUCAAAUGAAGAGCAAGCGCAGGAUAAAGAAUCACAGGAGCAGGAAGAGCAGGGAGAGGAGGGAGAGCAGGGAGAAAAGGGGGAGCAGGAAGGGCGGAGAGAGCAGCAGGGCAAGGGGCGUGGCACCAAGGAAGGAGAAGGGAAGACCUCGCCGUUUGAGGGGAUGAGGUGUCUGGUGGCAGAGGACAACAGGGUGAACCAGCUGGUGGUGACGCGCAUGCUGCACAGCCUGGGCGUGGCGUGUGACGUGGCUGUCAAUGGCCGUGAGGCUGUUGAUAAGUGCGCUCAGCGGGACUACGACCUUGUGCUCAUGGACUGUCAUAUGCCUGAGAUGGAUGGAUUUGAGGCAACGCGCCUCAUUCGGCAACAUUAUACUGAUCAGAAUAUGGUUCCAUACUUCAAUAGUAACGGCGCCAGCAGCGGCCUCGACUGCAGUGUAGCCGCCCCUGCUUCGGCUGCUGCAGCAGCUUCGCAGGACAAAAGCGACUACGGGCCGAUUCUGGGUUGGGCGCAAGCGGAGGAGGCGUUAUCUAAGGCGGGUGUGACUCUACCGGAGGACAUGCUGGCUCAUGUGAAGGAGCACGGCAUUGCGGAGCUGCUGCUGCAGCGAUACAUCGACCUGCAGGUGCGCGGAGGCAUUCUCGCCGCCGCCACUCGCGCGUUCUCUGGGUUGCGCGAUAGGCUGCUGGCGGAUCCAGCCUUCCUCUUCAAAGUGUUCACAGAGGUUGUGAUUGACUCUGGGUGUGCCACUUUUGCCGAAGUGCGGAAACGAGGAGACGAUUUCUGGAAGGAGUUUGAUCUCUAUAUGUCAGAUAUCCUCGUGGGAUUCGCAGUCGACGCUGCCCUCGUCAGCAUGCUCGCGCCCAUGGCUAGGUUCGGCAGCAGCGCCGCAGCUUCGGCAGCCCGAGGCAGGCGAGGCUUGGUGCCGCCGGGCCUGGCUGCAGCUUUGGAGGCGCUUCCCAGCAGCAUGUUUGAGGCGGCGCUGCCUGGGAGGAGAUACAGUGUGGUGCAGAGGGGUGCGACGUGGUUGGUGAAGGGCGGGCAGUAUGCUGUAGUGGGGUUCAGCUGUGGUCUGAUUGGCCAGGCGAUGACAACUGCUAUUGUGCUAAUCAAGCGGUGCGUGUUGGUUGCGGGUGGAAGGGGGGUGGAAAGAGGGGGUGGAAAAGGAGGGGAGAUGGGAUAUUCAAGAGGGAGGGAGAUGGGUGGGAUUCAGCUGUGGUCUGAUUGCCCAGGCGAUGACAACUGCUAUUGUGCAAAUCAAGCGGUGCGUGGUGGUUGGGUAAGGAAUCUGAGGAAGCCUGGGGAGCAGGAGGAGGAGGUCAAGAUCCUCAGCCUUAUGCCACUUCCCUGCGACUCACUUGUGGAAUCUGAGGGAGCCGGGGGAGCACGAGGAGGAGGUGAAGAUCCCGGGCAUGAUUCCCACCGCCUUACUCUGGGUGUCAUCCAACACGCGCUAUCCGAUCAUCAACGGCUUGGAGCGGCUCGUCGAGUCCUCACCCUUCCCCAUAUCCCCCGUUUUCCCUGCCUCCCCGCCCUUGCCAUGCCACUUCUGCCUCCCCGCCCUUGCCACGCCACUUCUGCCUCCCCGCCCUUGCCACGCCACUUCUGCCUCCCAGGUGGCUUCAUGGCAGUAUCAUCCAACAUGCGCUACCCCCUGUACAUGCGCUACCCCCUGUACAUUGUCAUCCAACACGCGCUAUCAGAUCAUCAACAGGCUGGAGCGGGUGGUGGAGUCUUGUUCUCCCCACGGCGAACUUUAAAUCCUACCCUUUCUCUUCCUAAAUUCCUCUUCACUGCAGGUGGAUUCAUGGCAGUGUCAUCUAACACGCGCUAUCAGAUCAUCAACGGGUUGGAGCGAGUGGUGGAAUCGUCACCAUUGGCCCGCAGCAUGCCCCUGGGAGCCCGCAUCUUCACUGUUCUCAUCCGCUUCAGCAACAACAUCUUCGGCAGCAGCCAGUUUGUCGAGGUCGCACGGUGGAGCGGCGUGCAGUAA